Messenger RNA from Motacilla alba alba, 4687 nucleotides. RefSeq names its product hepatocyte nuclear factor 4 alpha (gene HNF4A). Gene Ontology annotation, biological process: cell differentiation; positive regulation of transcription by RNA polymerase II; anatomical structure development. Gene Ontology annotation, molecular function: nuclear receptor activity; zinc ion binding; nuclear steroid receptor activity. NCBI's taxonomy places the organism in Eukaryota, Metazoa, Chordata, Aves, Passeriformes, Motacillidae. The record is from RefSeq and is a predicted model, not a curated record. The transcript is spliced from 10 exons. Gene Ontology annotation, cellular component: nucleus. Bases 1066 to 2673 code for a protein of 535 amino acids.
GAGCUCCCAGGGGGGUUCUGUUUCCCCGGGGGAAAAUAGAGUGGAGAGAGCAGAGCUGUGUUUGGUACAGGCGGGAUGGUGUCCUGCAGCCCAGAGCCCCUGGCAGCAGGCACGCACCAGGAGCUGGCUGGAAUGAGAUGUCCCCUCCAGACAUCCAGCCCAGGGAAUGGGGCUGGGGCUAAACAUGGUGGGGGUCUCCCAGACCCCAGCCAAAAGUUUCUGCAUGAAGUGCUGUUGAUGGUUCAGACAGACAACUGACCCUGUGCCUGCAGAGCUGAGGGCCAUUCCCUGGAGCAGAAAGGCAUUUAGCCCUUGGUAAGGGUGAAAAUCACUGUCAGAAGGGAUUUAGGAGCUGCCGCUGCAGCUGCUGUGAGCUACAGCCCUUCCCCAGUGCAGCACUGGGGUGUGGGGUGGCAUCCCCUUCCCUGGCUCAGCCCCCAGUCAGAGGGACAGGGGGACCUUGAGAGGAUAGACAAAUGUUCCCAUCCCUUCAGGAGGGUAGCAUCACACCUAACCCUGAAGAAUUCACAAUGCUGGCCCACCCAUUAGGGGAAAAAAGGGUCUUGGUGAUUAAAUGCUCAGAGAUAACAAGAGAUUAUUCUCCAAGUUCCCCCUAAAGUCUCUCUAAAUAUGAGGUUAAUGACUAAAUGAAGCCACAGAAAGUGGGCCUCUGAGCCCUUUCCUCCCAUGUGUUGCAUGGGGGCUGCUGGGCACUUCUGUCCCAGAAGGGCUGUGCUGGCUGUGUGGACUCUUCCAUCACAGCCUGUGUGGGUCUUCCCUGGGUUAUGGCUCUGCUCUGUCAGGUAUGUAACACUGGUGCCAAAGUGGCUCUGCUGUGCAAUAACCCCCCCCACCACUGUGGGUCCCACCCCCUUCUCCACUCCUGGGGGCUGGUCCUACCCCUUUAGAUGCCUCAGGACCAAAAGUCGCCCCCUUUGGCUCUGCUGAUGUCCACCUGGACACUCUGGGACAAGCUCAGGCCCUGCUCCCUCCCCGUGUUCCUCUCCCAUCCAGCGAGCAUCUGCACAAGGGGCUGUGAUCUGCCCACCCCAGACCCAGGGCUCCAUGGAGCAGAGGGACAGGAGAGUUUCCUGUGACAAGACCCAGUGUGCUGUGACACUCCAGGGGUGGAUGAGUCAGCUGGGGCAGGCAGCACCAAUUCCUCUCCUCCUGGGCCCAGCUCCAGGCCAGGGACAGCCCUUGCUUCCCGGGCUGUUUUGGCACUGCAGUAGCUGUCCUGGAGGACACACCUCCUGCAGGACCUCCACCAGCAGAACCUGUGCCUCUUUUUCUGGCCAAGGACUGCUCAGAGCCCAUCCACUGCCAGCCACAGCUCUGCAGCUCAGCCCCAGGGCUGCAGCUCAGCAGGGACCAAGUUUGCCUCUCACAGCAGACACAUCUCCAUCAGAAGCAGCCAGCCUCACCAGCUCCAGCAGCCUUGGGGUGAGCACGCUGUGUGCCAUCUGCGGGGACCGCGCCACCGGCAAGCACUACGGGGCCUCCAGCUGCGAUGGCUGCAAAGGCUUCUUCAGGAGGAGCGUCAGGAAGAACCACAUGUACUCCUGCAGGUUUAACAGGCAGUGUGUGGUAGACAAAGACAAAAGAAACCAGUGCCGGUACUGCAGGCUGAAGAAGUGCUUCCGAGCAGGGAUGAAGAAGGAAGCUGUACAAAAUGAACGGGACCGAAUCAGCACCCGCAGAUCAAGUUACGAGGACAGCAGCCUGCCCUCCAUCAAUGCCCUCCUGCAUGCAGAAGCCCUGGCACAGCAGAUAUCAUCCCCAGUUCCUGUGCUCAACGGAGACAUCCGAGGGAAGAAGAUUGCCAAUAUUUCCGACGUGUGUGAGUCCAUGAAGCAGCAGCUGUUGGUGCUGGUGGAGUGGGCCAAGUACAUCCCCCCCUUCUGUGAGCUGCCCCUGGAUGACCAGGUAGCACUGCUACGUGCACACGCAGGGGAGCAUCUGUUACUGGGAGCUGCCAAGAGGUCCAUGGUGUUCAAGGAUGUCUUGCUGCUAGGCAAUGAUCACAUCAUCCCCCGGAACUGCCCCGAGCUGGUGGAGGUGAACCGUGUGGCCAUCCGCAUCCUGGACGAGCUGGUCCUGCCCUUCCAGGAGCUGCAGAUAGAUGACAACGAAUAUGCCUGCUUGAAAGCCAUCAUCUUCUUUGACCCAGAUGCCAAGGGGCUGAGCGACCCGUCCAAGAUCAAGCGGAUGCGGUACCAGGUGCAGGUGAGCCUGGAGGAUUACAUCAACGACCGGCAGUACGACUCGCGGGGCCGCUUCGGGGAGCUGCUGCUGCUGCUGCCCGUGCUGCAGAGCAUCACCUGGCAGAUGAUAGAGCAGAUCCAGUUCGUCAAGCUCUUCGGCAUGGCCAAGAUUGACAACCUGCUGCAGGAGAUGCUGCUGGGAGGCUCAUCAAGUGAAACGCCGCACACCCACCACCACCUGCACCCUCACCUGAUCCAGGAGAACCUGGGAACAAACGUCAUUGUGGCAAACACAAUGCCUCCUCAGAUGCACAACGGGCAGAUGUCUACUCCAGAAACUCCACAGCCUUCUCCACCGGCGGGCUCAGGAUCGGAGCAGUACAAGCUGCUGCCUGGAGCCAUUGCAACCGUGGCAAAGCAGCCCACAUCCAUCCCACAGCCUGCCAUCACAAAACAGGAGGUCAUCUAGCAACCCCCACCCAACCAGCCUCCUUCAGGACACCAUGUGGGAGAAAAGCCCAAACUGACUCUGCCACUGUGAAAAGAGAAGCCAUCCAGAGGUCCCUGGGCACGGACACACGGACUUGCUUAUUGGACUGACCACCACCAGAAGGUGUCUUCCUGCAGCUACGGACAGCACGUGCCAUGGGCAGCCCCAGAGGCCCAGAGCUAAGGCUGAAGCCUUGCCAAAACCCUCAGUCCUUGUAAGGAGGGCGAGAUUCCUGCCUCCCUCUGCGGGGAGGUGGCAGUGACUGGCUGCUGCCCCACUGCCACCUCAGCACUGGUUCAGCCACAACAGACCCUGUGAACGAGCAAUUCCCUGUGCCGUGGGAGUGGAGGGCUUCCCUCCCACAGCCGUGCCAGCCUCCCUGACAGUCCCCAGUCCAGCCAGACUUGGUGGAGGUGGAAGCUCCCCCAGGAGCUUCCCAGCAGGUGAAGCACAUGGGGUUUGCCCAGGCAGCACUGCCAGAACUGCUCCUCAGCCUUGGCAAGUCCCAGGUCUUUGUGUGGUGUCACCCACCAGCACACUAAGCCCCCCAGCCAGACCUAACAAAUCUUUUCAGCUGAUGCUGGGGCAAAGUCUGGCCCACCAAGAUACUCCACUAUUUGGAUCCCUCUGCCUCUUGAGGGGGUUUGAUAUUUCCGUGCCAUGCCUGCCCUCUCACCACAAUGCUCGGAGAGGCAACCACUGCCAAGCCCUUCCCUUGCACCGCUCACUGCCUCCUGGCAAUCAGAGGGACCAUGGGACUCCAGAGAUUUCAGCUAACGGGAUGGGGUCACCCCUUUGCAGGCUGGCAGCACUGCCCAAAUAUCACUGGCCAAGCUACUGCUUGUCAGCAGUCAGAAGAAGACCACUGGAUGCCUGUUUGGAAGGAAGUGGGGGAAAGAUGUAGGAAGGGGAAAGACCUAUGGGGUGAGAGGAGCUUGAGCCUCACAGAUUGGACCAAGGUUCUGGGCUUUCUAAGUGCUGGGAGCAUUGGGACCCAGGAUUUCAGUUCAGACCCAACUUAAUGCUAAGAUAUGCCACACAAUCUACUUCUCUAGUGCAGUGCCACUCCUUCAACUUAGAGUGAGUGGCUGAUAACAGGUUUAUAGGUCUUCAUAACAUGAUAAGAAUUCGUUAUGACUCCUUCAGACCUCAGAGUGUUUGAGAGCACCAACCUCAAAAAUACAAUUCUUUGAGUCCUGCACAUAAAAGCCACAGAGGUCAAGCAAUAACCCUGCCUCACCCAAGCCCCUUGGGCCUGCCCCAGCCUUGGGUCUGCCCAGCCUGCUCUGCUCCCUCCUGCCCCUGUUCCUCUGUGCCUGCCUGUGCCAAAACCCGGUGGAUCUGACCUUUGGUUUACAGCUGAAAGCAGGAAAGGAGCCCUCCUGCACCCAGCGCCUGCUCCAGGUGCCAGCAGGGCUGGAGCUCCCAGAGCCCUGCACCACGGCAGGCCUGAGCCACUGCUGGCCUCUCAGGAGGAUGAGGAUGGUGGCCCCACGGCUGCCAAGAGGUCUCUGGUGGGGACAAAUCUGAGCCAGCUCAGCCAGAGGAGCUGCAGGUCUGUCCCUUGAUUUCCAAUGCAAAAUGAAACACGUCGUGCUGGCGGUGUCAGAGGAAUUGUAUGGCCCCAGUGCUGGAGGCGUCGUACCAAGUAAUUUAUUGCAAUGAUGAAUCCAAUCAUUUUCUGUAAAUUAUUUUGUAAAUCACAUUGAUUAUUUAUAAUUGGGAGAUUAAAUGAAAAAAAAAAAAAACACCCAACCCUGUAAUAACCAGGCUGUCUUUUCCAGCUGCAGCAACGUUUUUUCCUGUACGUAGACAUACUUUGUGGGGAAUCCUUUUUGGUCCAUUUGCACCAAGUAUUCCUCGAUAUUGUACAUUAAUUUUUGCCUUCCAAUGGAAACAGAGGAAUAUUUCUUCACAAGAGUUUGUAUUCAUAAAAAAAAGGAAAAAAAAAAAGAAAAAUAAACAAAAAAAAUAUUUUCUAACUUUUCCCAGA